Messenger RNA from Jaculus jaculus (lesser Egyptian jerboa), 1476 nucleotides. RefSeq names its product NOP2/Sun RNA methyltransferase 4 (gene Nsun4). The transcript has 6 exons. Gene Ontology annotation, molecular function: methyltransferase activity. Gene Ontology annotation, biological process: rRNA methylation. Gene Ontology annotation, cellular component: mitochondrial large ribosomal subunit. The record is from RefSeq and is a predicted model, not a curated record. The coding region runs from base 21 to 1166 and encodes 381 amino acids. NCBI's taxonomy places the organism in Eukaryota, Metazoa, Chordata, Mammalia, Rodentia, Dipodidae.
UCCUCCGGGCGCACACUGACAUGGCUACGCCGAUAUUGAGGGGUGCUCGCGAACUGUUGAAGCUUGUGGACUUCACGCCGGUCCCACGGAGACAUCGAUUUAAGAAGAAAUGGGCUACUACAGAACCCAAAUUCCCUGCCAGUCAGCUGGCUCUGCAAAAUUUUGACAUGACCUACAGUGUGCAGUUUGGGGAUCUUUGGCCAUCAAUCCGAGUUAGUCUUCUCUCAGAGCAGAAGUAUGGUGCAUUGGUCAAUAAUUUUGCUGCUUGGGAUAAUGUGAGUGCUAAGCUGAAGCGACUGAGUGCCAAGGACUUUGUGAAUGAAGCCAUCUCCCAGUGGAAACUGGAGCCUGAGAGUGGCCACUCUGCAACCCCAUCCCCAGGCUUCAGUCCAAACCUUCGAUGCUUCACUUUCUCCAAAGGGGAUGUUAGCCGUUUCCCUCCUGCCAGACUUGGAAGCCUAGGUGUCAUGGAUUACUACCUGAUGGAUGCUGCCUCGUUGCUACCUGUCCUGGCUCUUGGCCUGCACCCUGGGGAUACUGUGCUUGACCUGUGUGCAGCACCUGGGGGAAAAACACUGGCAUUGCUUCAAACUGGCUGUUGCCGCAAUCUUGCUGCCAACGAUCUCUCUACUUCUCGAACAGGCAGACUACAGAAGGUCCUUUACAACUAUGUACCUCAAGAAAUUAGGGAAGGAAACCAAGUUCGAAUCACCUCAUGGGAUGGCAGGAAGUGGGGAGAGGUGGAAGGGGACACUUAUGAUCGGGUGCUGGUGGAUGUGCCAUGUACCACAGACCGCCACUCCCUUCAUGAGGAGGAGAACAACAUCUUUCAGCGGUCAAGAAAGAAAGAGCGGCAAAUGUUGCCUAUGCUGCAAGUGCAGCUACUUGCGGCUGGACUUCUUGCCACCAAACCAGGAGGUUACGUUGUCUAUUCCACCUGCUCACUGUCACACUUACAGAAUGAGUAUGUGGUGCAAGGUACCAUUGAGCUUCUGGCCAACCAGUACAGCAUCAAGGUUCAAGUGGAAGACUUGUCUUACUUUCGAAAGGUUUUCAUGGACACAUUCUAUUUUUUCUCAUCCUGCCAGGUUGGAGAGCUGGUAGUGCCAAACCUCCUCGCCAAUUUUGGUCCUAUGUACUUCUGCAAAAUGCGUAGGCUGACAUAGCAUCACCCUGUCCCUGAAAUAGGAUGACAAAGACUCUGUUGGUGGCAUUAUGAACUGAGACCAGCAGCAGAGAUAUACUCUGGGUCCCAUCUCUAUCCCGUUUGUUUUUCUGAAAAGAGGUUUAAGCAGAAGGAAGUAAGACUGCUAUUCCAUUGUAGAUUAUCAGCAGGUUUCUAACUCAUACACCUACCUUUAUCAUCUAGCCUAUCCUAAAGGGCUUACAAGGAGCUAAUGAAUAAGCCUAUCAUUUAUUAUAAGCUGUAAAUUUGGGAAGAAACAUUAUACCCAAUAAAAUUGUUGAAGUGCCAUA